CCUUCCAGGCUCAGGCCUCCAAGUCAAGGCAGCUUUUCCAGCUUCGAAGGCUUCCGAGCCCCCCCCCCCUUCGCAAUCCCGGACGCUUUUGGGGAGGUGUCUCUCGGAGUGGGGGGGGGAGUGGCGCGCGGCGGGAGGAGGCCGCCAGAAGGUAUCGGGAAGCGGAUUCAGCCGGGCGACUCGUCAAAGGGCGGGCUCGCGAGCGGAGGUGGCCGGAAUCGACCAAUGAGCGGACGGCGGCGGCGGCCGUGGCCAAGGCCUGGAAGAAGGUUAUGCGCGAUCCUCUUCUUCUCCUUUCGGGCUCGUCGCGAAGUAGCCUUCUGGGCAUUGCCAGGGUGGCCCUCCGCCUGUCUUCCCCGCGACCCCACUUCCCGGGUGUUGCUUCUCUCGCAGAAGGAGGCUGGAGGAGGGUGGGUGCGCCUGGCGCCCCUGAGAUGGGCCCGGGAAAGGGCCGUGGCGCUCUGCUGCUGAGCGGAUCCGCGCCCCCUCUCCUAUACUUUGGCGUUAAAGAUGGCUUUUGUUGACGGUCGUUUUAUCCGAGAUCGCGCGUAUAAAGAUAAUUUAGCCCCGAUGCAGCCGAGCAGGAGACGCAAAAUCGAGUGGGACGGCUUCGCUGCAAGCUCACCUGCGAAAUUCAGCAAGAUCGCCGAAGCACCGGCCCAGCCUGCUCGCGGAAGUCCCGGCGUCAGCGGGCCGGCCGCGUUUGGGAACACCCGCGUUUUCUCCCCGGUCUUUUCCUGCAGGGAGUUCUCCCGAACUUCGUUCGCUGCCGCGGAUUCUUCCUCUGAUGAAUUUGAAGUAGAUGAUGAUAUCAGCGGCGGUGGGCAAGAGCCUCCUGUCCUCAGCAAAACCUUCCUCACAAAGCCCACUGCUUCCGACAUGGAGACGAAAAAUGUGGCAUUUUCCCCUCGGGAAUCCCUGAAACUAAAGAUCAAGCAAGAAGAUUGCAGUGAUGCAAGAAUAAAUAUUGCAGCAGUCCCUGAAAGAAAAAAUGAUUUAAAAGAAAAGUGGCUGGCUGAAUGUGGCCGGAAAAGAAUAAAAGGCCAAGAUCAGGAUGAGGGAUCUCGAUUAAUAUAUCGUAAAGCUCUGCUCGGUAUAUUAGGGGGACAAUUGCAAGCCCGAAGAAAACCAUCUUUAAAUGGAAUUCAUAAGGAAAGCCCUUCUAAAGAAGAGGAACUUGGUUCAAUUAACAGCAUGAGACAAUUUUCGGUUGUAUCAGAAAUUAAAGAGCAACAAACUGGAAACAAAUCACAUUGCUUGAAAACUGCACCAAAGGAACGUAUUAAUAUUUCUGUUAAGCAAGGCAAUAAAGAAUCAUGUUGGUCAGAUGGCAGUUCAAGACGUGUAUCUCUAAUGUCAAGUUCAGAAGAAAAAGACCAAGAAUCCAACAUUCAGAAGGUUUUAUUGAAAUCAGAAAGCUCUGCAGAAUUGCGAUUUGAAAAAAAAACAGAGCUUCAGCAGGACUCCAACUUCAAAAAAGCUACUCCACAAAAAGAAAAUAAAACUUUGAAGUACAGUACAAAAGAGAUUUCUAAACCAGGAACUGGAUUGACACAAAUUUCCACAAUAUCAAGACCAGAGCAUGAAACAGAUUUUCAACUGGAUCCCAACACUGAGAAAGCAAUUACAAAAACAGAUAAUAAAAUUGGGCAUAGUGUUAAAGUUUCCAAACCAAGGCAUGGUUCAAAACAUAGACAUAAACGAUCAAAAUCUGAAUAUGAUUUGGAACUUCAACAGACUUCCAGCUUUAAGAAGACUCUGAAAGACACAGAAGACAAAAGUUCUAAAUAUAGCGUAAGAGAACUUGCCAAACCUUUGGUUAGGUCAAAGGAAAGUCAUCGAUUGUCAAGACUUGAGAAUGAACUUGAUGUGCAAGAAGAUUCCAAUGUUGAAAAAGCUUCUACAAAAAGAGAAAAUAAAACUAAGUGUAACACAAGAGAACUUUCCAAACCAGUGGUUACUUCCAAAUACGUUCACAUACGAUCAAGUUAUGAAGAUGAAGUAGAAGUUUAUCAGGGAUCAGAUGACUCGCAAGUUUCAGUAAAAGAAAAAAUAGAUGUUGGGCAGAGUAAAACGAAGAAAGAAAAUAGCCGCUCAGAGCACAAAUUUAAAAGCAAGUCUAGCUGUUCACAAAUUGGAGGGCAAAAAGAUGAACAAGUCUCUCCUAAACAGCUAAGUAAAAUCUCUGAUGGGAAUAUUUUUGUUAGCCAAAGUAAAAAAAAAUGGGGGAAAUCAGAAACCAACUUGAGAAGCAUAGUUGAAAAUUCAAAAUGUGAAGCCGAAGAGACCAAGCAGAAUAGUAACAAUCAGAAAGCUCUUAUAAAAGGCAUUAGUGCUUCUGCAAAACAAAAAAACAUAACAAAAGACCAAUGUAUUUCCUCCAUUUCAUCCAGUGCACAAAGUGAUGCCACAGAGAAGUUUGUGAAUUUCCAGACAACUGUUGAAUCCUCUCAAGAAUCAGUGUUAAUGGAUGAUUCAGAAACAGAUCGAAAGUUUAUGGAGCCCAAGAAAGAGCUUUCAGCUGAAAAUAUUUGGUCCGACACAGAAGAUGGAGAAUCACUGGUUACUUUUUCACAAGAAGAUUCCAUCCCUAACCACAAUCUUUCAGAACCAAAGGAAAUGUCAUUGUCAACGACAGAAUUUGUGAUGUAUCCUCCUCAUUUAUACAGUCAGAAAAUGAGUGAUUAUACAAAAUACUGGACAAGCAGUCCAAAGCCAACACAUUCUUUUUCAAGCCCCACUGAAAACACCUCAUAUUCCAAUAAUCUCUGUGAUAUUUCUUUAGAACGCUCAGUGAAUACAACGAAGGAUAAAAAACCUUCAGUGGAAAGUAUGCAAGAGAGAGAGUGGUUAUAUGGUUCGUUAUUGGACUAUAAAGAGAAAAAAAGACGUCAUAGUAUGGAAAUAGGAUCAUAUGUUCCCAUCUUCUCAUCACGCAAGUCACAUUCUUUCACUAAUAAUUUUGUAAACCAGGAUUUUCCUAGAAGUUUGCCCAAAUAUUUAGAAGAAGGGUUUAUUGACACGCACUGUCAUUUGGACAUGUUAUAUUCAAAAACAGAUUUCAGAGGUUCUUUUUCUGAAUUUAGGAAAAUAUAUAGUGGCACUUUUCCUAAAGAAUUUCAGGGCUGCAUAGCUGAUUUUUGUGACCCUCGUACUUUAAAAAACAACUUGUGGGAAGAUUUAUUAAAAGAAGACAUGGUUUGGGGGGCAUUUGGCUGCCAUCCGCAUUUUGCUCGUUAUUACACAGAACUUCAUGAAAGAAAUAUCUUGCAGGCAAUGAGACACCCCAAAGCGAUUGCCUUUGGCGAAAUAGGACUGGAUUACUCUCAUAAAUGUAGUACAGAAAUUUCAACGCAGCAUAAGGUUUUUGAGAGGCAACUGAAUCUAGCUGUUUCCUUAAAGAAGCCUUUGGUUAUACACUGCAGAGAUGCUGAUGGUGAUCUAUUAGAAAUCAUGAAAAAAUGUGUACCAAAAGACUACAAAAUACACAGGCAUUGCUUCACUGGCAGGUAUAAUGUCAUUGAACCACUUUUAGACUACUUUCCAAAUCUAACUGUUGGAUUCACCGCGUUGCUGUCUUACCCAUCAGCAAUUGAGGCUAGAGAAUCUGUUCGAAAAAUCCCAUUAAGUAGAAUAGUGGUAGAAACAGAUGCACCUUAUUUUCUUCCUCGGCAGGUGCCAAAAAGUGUUAGCCGGUUUUCUCAUCCUGGUGUAGCUCUGCACACAGUGAAAGAGAUUGCCUGUCUCAAAGAGGUGUCAUUACCUGUCAUGUUAGCUGUUCUAAGGCGAAACACCAACAAAAUUUAUAACUUGUAAGAAGGUGCAAAGAGAAGAGGGAAGAACUGAAGAGGAAAUGCUUUUGUAAAGUUGGUUUGAUCCUUUUAAAUUUAUUUCGUAAUGUAAAUAUAGACCUAAAUUUGGAAUAUCCUUUAAUAACUUUUUUAAUUUGUUCAAUUCUGUUACUUGUUUCUGCUCUUUAAUGUGCCUCGCUGUUGAUUUUAAUUCUAAGAGUUUUGGGUUUUUAGUUGUUAAACCUUGGGGGCACAAACUGUCAGUAUUUUAAUUUUUCAGAAAGAAAACAGAAACAAACCUGAAGUGCUCUUAAAAUUAUCAAGCUAAAUUUAAGUAUUUCUUCUGAGCAGCAAAUCACCUAACUGCUGCAAUAAAAACAUUACCCACUUAUCUAACAUACAUGUAGAAAUAACCUCAAAGAAGUAAUGAAGUGUAUUUUCUGUUUCUGAACAUUUUUUUCCAACACACUAACCCAUUCACUCUUUUCACAGAAUAAAAGUAAAUGCUAAAUCAUUUUUAAAGAGACACAAAUAUUGUUUACAUACAUUUACUGAAAGUCACAGAAAUUCCCUAGCUGAAUUAUGCUGAAGUGAAAAAUACCUGCAUGCAUGCAGGCUAAUGAAACAAAGUUAAGGGAGUAAAAUAGUGUAUCAAGAUUAUUCAUAAAAGGCUUUUAAUUUCUAUUUGAAUUUAUUCAUUUUUAAUUUCUUCAGAGAGUUUUUAACUAGGAAAGUGAUUAUACAGUAUAUCACAUAAGUAAGUACACUCCCUCACAUUUUGUAAAUAUUUAAGUAUAUCUUUUCAUGGGACUGAAGAAAUGACAAUUGGCUACAAUGUAAAAGUAGUGAGUGUACAGCUUGUAUAGCUGUAAAUGUGCUGUCCGCUCACAAUAACGCAACACACAGCCAUUAAUGUUUAAACUGCUGGCAACAAAAGUGAGUACACCCCUAAGUGAUAAUGUCCAAAUGGGCCCAAAGUGUCAUUAUUUUGUGUGGCCACCAUUAUUUUUCAGCACUGCCUUAGCUCUCUUGGGCAUAGAGUUCACCAGAACUUCACAGGUUGCCACUGGAGUCCUCUUCAACUCCUCCAUGACGACAUCACGGAGCUGGUGGAUGUUAGAGACCUUGCGCACCUCCACCUUCCGUUUCAGGAUGCCCCACAGAUGCUCAGUGGGUUUAGGUCUGGAGACACGCUUGGCCAGUCCAUCAUCUUUACCCUCAGCUUCUUUAGCAAGGCAGAGGUCGUUUUGGAGGUGUGUUUGGGGUUAUCAGGUUGGAAUACUGCCCUGCAGCCCAGUCUCCGAAGAGAGGGGAUCAUGCUCUGCUUCAUUAAUGGCUGUGUGUUGCGUUACUUUGAGGGAACAGCACAUUUACAGUUAUACAAGCUAUAUAUGCACUACUUUACAUUGUAGCCAAGUGUCAUUUCUUCAGUGUCGUCACAUGUAAAGUUAUACUUAAAUAUUUACAAAAUGUGAGGGGGGUGUACUGUAUGUUUCUAUAAUUUUAUGAAUUACUUUGACUUUAAACAAUUUAUUUGUCAAUAAAUUAUUUUUGUACCAGUGUUCUUAUAAUUAAUCAUCUUGGCAACAGAAAUUAAUCUUGUAGUCAAUAACACUGAAAAGAAACAUUCCUUUGUCUUCAAAGCAGCUGUGUGUUUUAUCUUUAAAUUUUAUUUCUGUAGAUACUUUUGGUCAUGUUAUUAAAUAUGUUUCACAGUGUUUGUGAAAGUAGUUUUUUAAAUAAUCCCCCCCCUUUUGCACGUCUGUUCAAGGUGUACACAUUAAGAAGGAAUGACAAUAUGAUACUAUCAUCCUGCAAAUAUGCUAAAGGAAUGCCACAAGAUUAAGAACAAAAAUGUCUUUUCCUUCAAGAUCAUACUUGCCCCUUUAAUUUUGGAAUUUUGUAAUAAACUAAUACUUGCUUUUUGGCUCCAAAGCAUGAGGCAACUCUGUACAGCUUACAUUAUUAAAUAGUGAA
Molecule: messenger RNA, 5768 nt
Organism: Thamnophis elegans (Western terrestrial garter snake)
Lineage: Eukaryota; Metazoa; Chordata; Lepidosauria; Squamata; Natricidae
Exons: 7
Coding region: 511-3816 (1101 amino acids)
Molecular function (GO): hydrolase activity, acting on ester bonds
Source: RefSeq, a predicted model, not a curated record